Messenger RNA from Suillus fuscotomentosus, 2208 nucleotides. RefSeq names its product ARM repeat-containing protein. The record is from RefSeq and is a predicted model, not a curated record. Gene Ontology annotation, cellular component: cytoplasm. The coding region runs from base 10 to 1734 and encodes 574 amino acids. Gene Ontology annotation, biological process: post-transcriptional regulation of gene expression. Gene Ontology annotation, molecular function: mRNA 3'-UTR binding. Lineage: Eukaryota; Fungi; Basidiomycota; Agaricomycetes; Boletales; Suillaceae. The transcript has 11 exons.
CUUGUCGGUAUGCCUCGCAAAAGAGACAUAGGUGCGAUCGGUGACGGUAGGAAAAAACAGAGUCCCGAUUUUGACGAUAGUCAUGUCGAGCAACUCUUACGCGCUCUUAAUCUGAACUCUCCCGCUCUUUAUGCUCAGCAGCCUUCUCGUCCACAAAUUCCCGACUCCAAGAAUGUAUCGACCGGCUCUCCGGAUUUUUCUCCGAGUUCUACUGUAUCUGCGCUCCUUACGCCUACAGAUCUUUCUCCCGCGAAAGCUUCUUUUGACUUGAAGAUCAAUCCACCUCAUGAACUAGCGCCUUCGCACUCUACCUUAUCUCCUUCGUCCCUUCUGUUUGACAACGGCUCGCCGUUGAGGGCGCACGAAUUUAUGUCUCAUAAUGUACACCAGCGUUUUUCAAGCGUUCCUUCUUCGAACCUUCUGCCUCCCAGCCCGUUGCCUUAUUUUGAGCAGUCUUCUGAGAAUUCUUCCCCAGCUUUGAGCUCUCAGCAGUUUUAUGAUAGUGCUUUCGCUCACCUCAACCAUCCAGAACUAUCAAGAGGUUCUUGGCGGCAACCACAGCAGCUAUCUGCCCCUUCCGAGUGGUUGAGAGUCGAGGAGAAGCUUGGCAGCGACUAUCCCUCCGGCGUCACGAUCGGAGAGAAUUCUCUUAGGACUUCGCCGUCUCAGCCGUCGUUCCCAUCUCGUCAAAACGGAGUUCAUCCGAUCAACUUCCUUUCGCUUUUGCAUCCAUCAUCGUCUCCCCCAUACAACGUAUUUGUGGCGCGCAUCAUAAAGUCAUCUGACCAGCAGGCUUCUAUCUUUUUGCAACAGAAGCUCAAGGUUGCCGAUCUUGAGGAACGUCACAAGAUUGUCGAUGCUAUCUGUGCACGCGGUUUCGAGAUGAUGUCACAUCGUUUCGGCAAUUGGGCAGUCCAAAGAUGUCUUGAAGCUGCGGCGACCCCCGAAGAAAGGAAGAAGAUAGUCAACUGCAUGAGGGGACGGGUCGUCGACCUUGCGACCAACUGUUACGGAUGUCACGUCCUCCAAAAGGCACUUGAUUGUGAGGAGGAUAUUCGCCUCCUGAUCGUUUCCGAGCUUCUCCUCGGGGACCCUGCAUUGACUUUGGUGAACAAGCACGCGUCUCAUGUCUGGAGUAAGAUCAUGGAAUUGACAUGGACAGCCCCCGCGCCUCCGAUUUUCGCAUUCGUCAAUAAGUCCCUUAAAGGGAAAUGGGCGUCUCUCGCUUGCCACGAAACAGGAUCACUCGUUGUCCAGCAUGCAUUUGAGAACCUUGAAGAGUCCGCUAAAGACGGCAUCAUCGAUGAGCUGCUCAAUCAAGGACCUACCGCGUUCGGUGAGAUUGCAAAGAACCAGUGGGGCUCGUACUGCAUUCAACACAUUCUAGAGCACGGGUCUCCGAAACACCGUCAAAUGUGCCUGGACCAUAUUAUGUCUGACCUCCUGGAUUAUGCCACAAACGAACAGGGGUACAAGUCUGUUACAAAGGCUCUCAAGGAAACAGGACCCGAAACUCUAGACAGGAUUGUAAAGCGGAUGUGUGAACCUGCGAAGGGUGGCCGUCGAGCGAUGAUCGUGGACUUAGCGCUGUCGGUCACUGGUAGUCAACUGAUUGCUAGCACGUUGCCUCAGGCGGACAAGGACCAGCGUACCACGCUCUAUGACUGCAUUCGCGGCCAUAUUGUGACCCUGCGCGGCUGUAAGACAGGGUCGAAGGUGAUAUGGCUCUUGUAAGCUUUAUCUAUGCGUUGCUUCCUUCUUUGUUGAUGUGAAUUCUGAUCCUUCCGCAGCGAUAGAAUGGUUCGAUCGUUCAUUUCUACCUCUUUUUUUAUUCUGACUCGUGUCUAGCGUGCCUAUUAUGGCUAUUGAGAGGAUUCCCUGUCCUGCAUUCUCUCCAUUCCGAUUUUUGACAUCCACUGCAAUAUUCUCUUCCCAUCUCAUUUCGUCUCGUCUUCAUCCACGGCGUCUUCGCUUCCUCGAUUUGAAAAUGUCUCUUAUAACAGGCAAUACUUCGGUCAAUACCUGGCUGGCCCAUCUCCACCAUUAAUCUCGGAAAAGUACCAGAAAAAGCUCAUCUGUCUCGCAUUGCAAUAACAAAAGCAGUCCUAAUCGCAUCAACAUCAAUAUCAUCAAGUCUCAAGUCGCAUUCGCAAUUUCGCAACCGUAAUCGUAUACUACGCAUCGCCGUCUUCAUCUCAGCCUCACUUG